This is a messenger RNA of Meloidogyne enterolobii, 396 nucleotides long. The record is from the annotation of a GenBank genome assembly. NCBI's taxonomy places the organism in Eukaryota, Metazoa, Nematoda, Chromadorea, Rhabditida, Meloidogynidae.
AUGAUAAAUUGCCAAAAAUCUGGAUUUUAUUUUUGGGUCGGGAAUCCUGAUUCCAAUUUCUACAGCAACUUUAAUUUCUUUAUAGGUUUUAAAGGAAUAAGACAAAUUCGUCGCCAAUCAUCCACCAAUUUUAACAAAGGACUGAAACAAUGGAUUAACGGAGCUAAUUUUGUUGAUAAAUACAAUCAUUUUGUAACAAUUAUUUGUGUUGGAAUUGAUAAAAAUAUUGGAGAAGAUUUUUGUAAUUUUGUAAAAAACAGAAUUAGAGUUGAAUUAGUUUUGUCAUUGGAAGCAUAUCCAAAAUUAGAAUAUUCACAUAUUUCACCAAAUAAAUCAAAAAAAGGAAAAUGUGAAAAAAGAUUAAUUGCCGGGGAAAAAUUCAAAGAUUUUGGGUAA